AUGAUGUUUCUGAAACUGCUAUCUCUGCCUCCAACCUGCGGAGGGAUCACGCGGCAGUGGAGGGCAGAUAAAAAGCCCUUUGGACGAGGGUCGCCUCCGUCCUUGUUGUUCACUUGGGAGCAGUGGAGAGGAAAACGGUCCCCACGGGCGGACUUUGGCUUCUGGAGCCGCGGGGCUCAUCCGUCCGGGCCUCCCGGAGCCUCUGCCGGGUAUGGGGGGAGGGGCAGCGGGGGAGGGGACUGGGAGAAGGGAUCUGGGGACGGGGGGCUGGAAGCGCUAAGGAGACCUGCUGGGAGGAUUUGCGUCAGCAGGUCCAAGAGAGACUUGGGAGCGCUGGGUGCAGGAGGUGGAUCUCGGCCUAGUUUGCUUGCAGAAAUAGAACUGUAUUUCGAGGAAAUCAAUCAAUCUGCAGGAAACAAAAAUGGAAGUCGAGGUUUGGGAAGAGUUGUCACUUCCCCGACUCGAGUGGUGCGGGCCGGGGGCGGAGACUUGGGACCGCGGAGAGGCCCUUUCUCCCACCUCAGCUCGUUCCCAGGACUUCCAGAAGGGAGAAGUACCCUCCUCACCCCUCUUCUUCCCCACACCCCUCCUCGCUCGCCUGCCGGCCCCUUUCCGCACCUCCUUCUCCCCUCAAAUGAGAAAAGCUUAGUUCCCGAGCCGGUGUACGCGGUUGCCUUACCCCUCCCCGCUCCCACGCGGGUGCCCCCUCCAGCCAUCGCUACUGCCACCACCUCGGUUCCACUCAAUCGAUUUUUGCUGCAUGUCAACACUUAUUCCCGAAAAUGGCCCGCUGAUGAUGUGACCCAGUGUACCAGGACUAAGGCUUGGGGUGGUUUCCUUAGAAUUCCAAGACUCCUUCUACCAAUGCCUCCUCUGACCAGAAGCAGCAAAGUCUUUCUGCCUCCAUCAACAGUUUGCAGCGGCACUGGACCUCCUGCACGCAGUCCUGGGCUGGAACAUUUAUCCUUGUCCCUCUGGGGAGAUGAGACCAAGAGCCGCUUCCACUGUCCCGGAGAAGACAGUGGAGCAGAUACGGAAUGUGACUUGGAAUCCCGGUUAGUGGCAACCCGGUUCUUGGGCUCUUUCCUCCGUUCUACUACUGUCAACAGCCCCCUCAACUCUGCUUCCCUAGGCGGGUAUCUGGGUGAAGUUCCUGCACCCAGUUGAAGCUUGGUAGCAUCGUUCUCGGUCCUCCCGGAUGAACUGGCAGGGCCUUCCCUAAUGUCACUUUACGCAGCCGCCUGCGCUGGGUUGAAGGAGAGUCUCCCCUGACUGAUUUGUCCCGCUGCGUGCAGGCGCAGGAGGGGGGAGAGCAGAUGGGGACGACCCUGCAGGCCGUCCUGAAAGCCACAGACGGGGAUUUACCUGCCGAUUCCAAGGCGACAGACAACAGGUCACUUUGUUAGAGAAUAAGAUAAUAUCAAACAAAAGAAAGUAAAAUAAAACCCUUCUUAUGAGGGC
Molecule: messenger RNA, 1461 nt
Organism: Phacochoerus africanus (Common warthog)
Lineage: Eukaryota; Metazoa; Chordata; Mammalia; Artiodactyla; Suidae
Exons: 3
Coding region: 1-1167 (388 amino acids)
Source: RefSeq, a predicted model, not a curated record